AUGUCACAAGAGGUCUAUUGCAGCGAUUCCAAAUUCUUCAAGCGCAUUAAGAUCCUUUUGACAGUUGAUGAGGGGAGAAAAGGUUUCUCGAGCAGCCUGAGUUCGUUCGAACCCGAGAAACAAUAUGGCAAAUGUGGCUUCAAUGGAAAAACAUAA
Molecule: messenger RNA, 156 nt
Organism: Puccinia graminis f. sp. tritici CRL 75-36-700-3
Lineage: Eukaryota; Fungi; Basidiomycota; Pucciniomycetes; Pucciniales; Pucciniaceae
Exons: 2
Coding region: 1-156 (51 amino acids)
Source: RefSeq, a predicted model, not a curated record